Phlebotomus papatasi is the source of this 3016-nucleotide messenger RNA. RefSeq names its product fatty acyl-CoA reductase wat-like. NCBI's taxonomy places the organism in Eukaryota, Metazoa, Arthropoda, Insecta, Diptera, Psychodidae. Gene Ontology annotation, biological process: long-chain fatty-acyl-CoA metabolic process. The transcript has 10 exons. The coding region runs from base 814 to 2394 and encodes 526 amino acids. The record is from RefSeq and is a predicted model, not a curated record. Gene Ontology annotation, molecular function: alcohol-forming very long-chain fatty acyl-CoA reductase (NADP+) activity. Gene Ontology annotation, cellular component: peroxisome.
AGUUGAAAAUCAUCCAGCGGAUCGGAUACACCUUCACACGCAGCUCGCGCUCCUCGUUCAUCAAAUAAAAAAGACUUUUUGUUAACUCGAAAUCUCCAUAAAGUUGUAACAUUUCUCUCUUGCAAUAAAGAUAUUAUUUGAUUCGCUGUGGUGCACCAUCAACAAUUGCUUGUUUUUCUUUUAACAAGAAAAAUAAAAGUUAGUGCCAAAAAGUUUCGUAGGAAAAAGGAUUAUAUAUAACGAUCAUAGGAUUCAGUGCUAAAGUGCCUUAAUUUAUUUAGAAAAAUAUACGGGAUAUUAUUUUUUGCAUAUCUCGCGUUCAGUCUUUAAGACAACACACACACAAUUUAAUCAUCACCAUCGUCUCACAAAGAAAGUGUUACAUAAGUGAAAUUAUGAUCGAUCCGUACAAUUGCGAUAGUGUUGCGACUACGAAUUAAGACAAGUUGUUUCAUUAUAAUUUCUUCAUUUGCCGCAAUACCAAAGUGGUAUCUAACUGAGCGAAGAAAUUAAUUCUAUACGAUUACAGAAAAGGAUCAUAUACUAAAGUGAAAAUUAUAAAAGUGAUGUUGCUAAUGAGAGGAUUGAAACAAUAACUUCAACACAAAAAAAAACAUCAGAUAGAUUUGGAAAGGAAAAAUUUCUUAACGCCUGAGGAUCAAUUUUAGAGGUGGUAGCGUGUUUGAUUUAGUGUGUUUGCUGAAGAGAUCACCAAGAGAUCACCAAUUUCUUUAAUUCACAAAAGAGCCCCAACGUAAGUUUGGAACAACUUCUUCAGCUCCAUUCAGCACACGGCAAGAUUAGAUCAUCACAAUGGACAUUGUAGCGAGGAAGAAUGAGGAGAACCUAAAAAUUUCAAGAGAACUGGAAUUUAGACAGAUUUCACGGGACACAAAUGACAGAUCGACAAUACAAAAUUUCUACCAUGGGAAGAAUCUAUUUAUCACCGGAGCUACAGGUUUCAUGGGAAAAAUUCUCAUUGAUAAACUAUUAAGAUCAUGCACAGAUAUUGAAAAUAUCUAUAUUCUUGUACGGCCCAAAAAAGGAAAAGAUAUUCACACCCGCAUUGAAGAAAUAUUUGAUGAUCCGGUUUUCAACAAAUUAAGAGAUGAAGUGCCUAAGUUUCGACAUAAAAUUGUUGCAAUACCAGGCGAUUGUGCAAUAGCCGGUCUCGGGCUGAAGUUGACAGAUCGGCAGACGCUAAUCUCCAACGUGAACAUUGUCUUCCAUGCAGCGGCCACGGUUCGCUUCGAUGAGAAACUUAAACUGGCGGUCGGCAUCAAUGUCCACGGUACACGAGAUAUGCUCAAUCUCUGCCAGCACAUGAAGCAAUUGAAGGCAGUUAUACAUGUUUCAACCGCCUACGCUAAUUGUCAUUUGCGAUAUAUCGAGGAGAAGUUCUACAAUUAUCCUAUCCACUUUAAUGAUUUGGACAGAUUGAUUGAAAAAUUGGAUGACAAAUCUCUGGAGGAAAUCACACCGACAAUAUUGGGAAAAUGGCCCAAUACCUACACAUUUACAAAGGCUCUUGCAGAGGAUGUGGUGAGAUUGAAUUCAAAGGGCUUGCCAGUAGCUGUUUUUCGACCGGCUAUCAUAACAUCAACAAUAGCAGAGCCAGUUAGUGGCUGGAUCGAUAAUCUCUAUGGUCCGACUGGUGUGGUAGCCGGUGCCGGAACUGGAGUCCUCAGGACGAUGCACUGUGAUAAAGAUAUUAAUGCUAACAUCGUACCAGUGGACAUGUGUGUAAAUGCUCUAAUCGCUAGCGCUUGGGAUGUGGCUAAAAAUCACAGUGAAAGCAUUGAACAGAAGAAUGUACCAAUAUUUAAUUAUGUUUCAUCUGUGGAGAAUCCCCUGACUUGGGGCCGUUUUACCGAGUUAAACAUUAAGUUGGGUUUUGAGUAUCCUUUCUCAAGUGCAAUCUGGUAUUUGAGCUUCCACAUGCACAAAUCAGCGACAGUGAACAAGAUUUAUAUGAUCUUUCUGCACUUUCUGCCCGCGAUGUUAAUUGACUCACUAGCACUGUGUGUCGGCCAGAAACCAAGGUUACUUAAGGUGUACAAGAAGAUUCAUAAAUUUGCCAAUAUCAUCUCGUUCUUUUGCAAUAACGAAUGGGUCUUUGAGAACGACAAUGUUCAGCAAUUGUGGCGCAAGUUGGACCAAAAUGACCGGAAUUUAUUCCACUUUAGCAUUAAGGAUAUUGAUUGGGCCAGCUAUUGUCAUUUCUAUAUUCGAGGCAUGAGGAUCUAUCUUUUCAAGGAUGACCUUUCAACACUAGAUGCUGCCAGGCGGAAAUGGAGAAGAUUCUACUGGUUCCAUCAACUGCUAAAAGGCGCGAUUCUCUCGCUCUUCCUUUAUGCGCUAUGGACAAUGUUUUCGGGCUAUGUUUGCCAUUAACAUUCAAAAGCAUCCGAUCUAUAAACACUAUAUGAAAUAUUAAAUUGUAAUAAUGGGAUUGCUAAAAGUGUGUAAAAAUUUAUAUAAAAAGUUUUAUUAAAUUACCAAUUGUAAAAUUUCUUUUUAUAAAUAAUGUUUAUAAUAAAUUGUGUAAAUAUAUAAAGUAGGUUCUCUGUAUGUAAGUUUGAUUAAAAAUUGAAUCAAUAAGAAUGAAAAUUUUUGUAAAUUUUUUGAUUAAGUGUGGCAAUAAAAUACCAGAACAACAUAAGUUAGGGGAUGUUGCAUCGUGAAAAUAACUAUAUAGUAGAAAUAUCUGAGACAGACGUCAAAUGUUAAGAAAUACAGAUGAUAUAUCAUUUAAUACUCUAUCAUUUAAGAUAACCAAAAAUUGGAUGUGCUUUUUAUUAAGAAAUUAAUUCUUUUUGUAUAAUUUAUUUACUUUUGGAAAUUUGUAGUGAAACAAAUCAUAACAUCCAAAAUUAAAAUACGUCUUUUCUUUAAAGUUAUAGGAUAUAGUUCUACUUUGUAAGUUGGAUUUCUUUUAUCAUUUUUUUGUUUCUCCUCUCCUGUAAAAUGAUUGUAAACAAUCAUAUAAAGAAUGUUGAAUAAAAAGUUAUUGAAU